This is a messenger RNA of Scophthalmus maximus (turbot), 8091 nucleotides long. RefSeq names its product sodium channel, voltage-gated, type I-like, alpha (gene scn1laa). Lineage: Eukaryota; Metazoa; Chordata; Actinopteri; Pleuronectiformes; Scophthalmidae. Gene Ontology annotation, biological process: sodium ion transmembrane transport; membrane depolarization during action potential; neuronal action potential. The record is from RefSeq and is a predicted model, not a curated record. Gene Ontology annotation, molecular function: voltage-gated sodium channel activity. The coding region runs from base 306 to 6260 and encodes 1984 amino acids. Gene Ontology annotation, cellular component: axon; plasma membrane; voltage-gated sodium channel complex. The transcript has 27 exons.
CGCAGCACCGAGUGUAAUGUCUCUGACUCUGCCGCGCGGAGGGGCGGAGGACACUGUGGCCCUCUCUCUCUCCCUCCCUCUCGGGUUUUCCUUGUUCAAAUCGUGGCAAUGAGCAGUUCUGCGCCGAGACGAGCGUCAAACGCCAUACACGGACGGACAGGGUAUUCUUUUGAACAACAUUUCACCCGCAGCGAAGUUCGUCCACGGUAUUGACUCAAGUGUUGUUCACCUGUCGAGGAUGGCAAACUGAUGGCCUUUCUCAUGUCGGAGGCUAGCUGUUCACUCUGAAGGUGCAGGAUGAAAAAAUGGCACAGCUGCUUGUACCGCCAGGCCCAGACAGCUUCCGCCCCUUUAGUCGUGAGUCCCUCAAAGCCAUCGAGGCACGGAUUGAAGAGGAGAACGCCAAGAAGCCCAAGGGCGAGAAGAGAAAACGCGAUGACGAGGAUGACCUUAAGCCCAGCCGUGACCUGGUGGCAGGCAAAUACCUCCCUAUCCUGUAUGGGGACAUUCCCAAAGGCAUGGUGUCGACACCGCUGGAGGACCUGGACCCCUCCUACUGUAAUCAGAAGACUUUCGUAGUAUUAAACAAAAGAAAGGUCAUCUUCCGCUUCAACGCCGCGCCUGCCUUGUACCUGCUGAGCCCUUUCAACCUUCUCAGAAGAAUAUCAAUUAAGAUUUUGGUACACUCAUUGUUCAACGUGGUGAUCAUGUGUACCAUCCUCAUCAACUGUGGAUUUAUGACACAGAGUGGACUGCCUGAGUGGGCAAAGAAUGUGGAGUACACAUUUACUGGCAUCUAUACCUUUGAAUUCCUCGUUAAGGUUUUAGCUCAAGGGUUCUGUGUCGGAAAGUUCACAUUUCUAAGAGAUCCCUGGAACUGGCUGGAUUUCUGUGUCAUUGUUAUGGCGUAUGUAACAGAGUUUCUAGUCCUUCGCAAUUUUUCAGCUCUGCGCACGUUCAGAGUGCUGAGAGCUUUCAAAGCCAUUUCAGUUAUCCCAGGCCUGAAGACCAUCGUUGGUGCGUUGUUCCAGUCAGUGAAGAGGCUUUCUGAUGUGAUGAUCCUUACGGUCUUCUGCUUAAGCGUCUUUGCCCUCAUAGGGUUGCAAUUGUUUAUGGGCCAUUUAAAGCAGAAGUGUGUACGGAACGGCACAUUAUAUAACACGACGGAGAGCGGGAACAACUUCAACCAAUCAGCGUUCUUGAUCAAUGAGAGUCAUUAUUAUUACCUUCCAGGAAAGACAGAUCCACUGCUUUGUGGAAUGAGCACUGAAGCUGGGCAGUGUCCAGAGGGUUUCACUUGCCUCAAAGUGGGAAAGAACCCAGACUAUGACUACACCAGCUUUGACUCAUUUGGCUGGGCCUUCCUUUCUCUGUUUAGGCUAAUGACACAGGAUUAUUGGGAAAAGCUUUAUCAACAGACGUUGCGGGCAUCUGGGAAGCCUUACAUGUUGUUUUUUGUGCUGGUGAUAUUCCUCGGUUCUUUCUACCUGAUCAACCUGAUCUUGGCUGUAGUGGCCAUGGCCUAUGAGGAGCAGAGCCAGGCCACCCUGAAGGAGACUAAGGAGAAGGAGGAGAAAUUUCAGGCCAUGAUGGAGCAGCUAAAACGGCAGCAAGAGGACGCUCAGGCAGCAGCAACUGCAGCUGUUGCUGAGACUGGGGAGGUCGGUGACAAAGCUGGUGGCAUUGAGAGCUCGGCUGACACCUCCAAGCUCAGCUCCAAAAGUGCCAAAGAGAGACGCAACAGGCGAAAAAAACGAAAGGAGGAGGAGGGCAAAGGGGCUGAGGAGUCGCAGUGUAGUAUAAAUAGGACUCGCUGCCGCUUCUCCGUGGAUGCAAACCCGCUCAACUACGAUAUGAAAUGCUCUUCCGCACAUCAGUCCUUUCUGAGUUUUCGAGGACACCUGUUCUCAUCCAGACGGAACAGCAGGACCAGCAUUUUCAGUUUCCGAAGCCAAGCGCAGGACGCAGACUCAGAGAAUGAGUUUGCUGAUGAUGAGAAAAGUAUUUUUGAGGAUAACCUAAGCCGGAGAGGCUCUUUACUUUUCCCCCGGACUUUUGAUCGGCGCAGCAGCAGCAGCUUAAGCCAGUGCAGCUUCUUGUCACAUCGCCGGCUUCCACCCUGUGGGAUCAAGCACAGUUCUGUAGACUGCAAUGGGGUGGUGUCUCUGGUGGGUGGGAAUUCUGUCCCAUCAUCACCUGUGGGGCUCCGUCUGCCUAAAGUGACAGUAGAUUUCGUCUCCACUGCAGACAACGCUGACACCACUGACUCGGGGUACAGACAGGCCAGUGGGGGACCAAACCAGGAGUGUAUGUACUUCCUUGAUGGCCCAGAGGCCAGACAGCGAGCUCAUAGUACAGCUAGUGUCAUAACCAGCACAUUGGAGGAGCUGGAAGAGUCGAGGCAGAAGUGUCCCUCUUGCUGGUACAAUUUUGCCCAAACCUUCCUCAUCUGGGAAUGUUUUCCAGCAUGGCUGAAGAUCAAGAGAGUGGUUAAACUAAUUGUAAUGGACCCAUUUGUGGAUCUAACCAUCACCAUCUGCAUUGUUCUCAAUACAUUGUUUAUGGCCAUGGAACAUUAUCCAAUGACCACGAAUUUCAGCAAUAUGCUGACUGUUGGCAAUCAGGUCUUCACUAGCAUCUUCACUGCUGAAAUGGUCCUUAAGAUCAUUGCAUUGGACCCAUACUACUACUUCCAGGAGGGGUGGAAUAUUUUUGACGGAAUCAUUGUCAGUUUAAGCUUGAUGGAGCUUUGUUUGGAGAAUGUGGUUGGCAUGUCUGUUCUGAGAUCAUUCAGAUUGCUGAGAGUAUUCAAGUUGGCUAAAUCAUGGCCCACUCUUAACACGCUGAUCAAAAUAAUUGGUAAUUCAGUGGGGGCUCUGGGCAACCUGACCCUGGUGCUGGCCAUUAUCGUCUUCAUCUUUGCUGUGGUGGGCGUGCAACUGUUUGGAAAAAGCUACAAGGAAUGUGUGUGUAAAAUCUCUGUCGACUGCACUCUGCCCCGUUGGCACAUGAGCGACUUCUUCCAUUCAUUCCUCAUUGUGUUCCGAGUGCUUUGUGGAGAGUGGAUAGAGACCAUGUGGGACUGUAUGGAGGUGGCUGGGACGCCCAUGUGCAUCACUGUCUACAUGAUGGUCAUGGUUAUUGGAAACCUUGUGGUGCUGAACCUGUUCCUGGCCCUGCUACUGAGUUCAUUCAGUGCCGACAACCUGGCAGCGACAGAGGACGACAGCGAGAUGAACAAUCUGCAGAUUGCCAUUGGACGUAUUCACAAAGGCAUUGCGAUUGCCAAGUCCCUGCUUCGAAGCAGCUGCAACAGCGUCUGUCUCAGGGAUAAGAAGAAAGGGAAGGGUGAUGACAAAUCACUGAAUGAGCUCCACAGACCUCUAGGGCCGAAUGGUGUCCCCAACCACACCAUCAAAGACUUUCCUAAGAACGCCAACGGGGACCUGACUGGAGUGGACAAAAAUGGAGACAAGUACAUAGUCAGCAGCAAGAGUGACGAUUCUAUAAUGUCUUUUAUCAACAAUCCUAGUCUGACUAUCACUGUUCCUAUUGCUGUGGGAGAGUCAGACUUUGAAAACCUCAACACGGAGGACUUCAGCAGUGUCUCAUCUGACCCAGCAGGAUGCCAUGUGAUUGUAGACGAUGAUGGGCAGCUCAGUUCCUCCGAGGGUAGCACGGUGCAUGGUUUGCCCGAUGGGGAGGGAAGAGAGUCUCUUGACUUUGAACUUGAGGAUUCUAUGUACCCUGACGCUUGCUUUCCUGAUGGUUGUGUGCAAAGGUUCAAGUGUUGUCAGGUAAAUGUAGACGUGGGCUGGUGGAAGGUGUGGUGGACCCUAAGAAAGACCUGUUACCGGAUUGUGGAGCACAGCUGGUUUGAGAGCUUCAUCAUCUUCAUGAUCCUGCUUAGCAGUGGAGCACUGGCAUUUGAAGAUAUCUACAGUGAGAAGAGGAAGACUAUCAAAAUAAUGUUGGAGUUUGCAGACAAAAUCUUCACCUACAUCUUCAUUCUUGAGAUGUUACUGAAGUGGGUGGCAUACGGAUUUGCCAAGUACUUCACUAAUGCCUGGUGCUGGCUGGACUUCGUCAUUGUUGGUGUAUCAAUAGUCAGUUUGGUAGCCAAUGCCAUUGGAUUAUCAGAAUUCGGUGCCAUCAAGUCUCUGAGAACGCUGCGGGCUUUGAGGCCCCUGAGAGCCUUGUCACGGUUCGAGGGCAUGCGGGUCGUUGUCAAUGCCCUGCUCGGAGCCAUUCCCUCCAUCUUCAAUGUGCUGCUGGUAUGUCUCAUAUUUUGGCUCAUCUUCAGCAUCAUGGGAGUCAACUUAUUUGCGGGGAAGUACUACCAUUGUUUUAACAAAGCCACCGGUAAGCCUUUCCUUCCAUCAGAGGUUAAAAAUGAGACAGAGUGUAAGGCCUAUGACAAGAGCCCGGCUCGCUGGAAGAAUGUCAAAAUCAACUUUGACAAUGUUGCUGCGGGAUACCUCGCACUGCUGCAAGUGGCUACAUUCAAGGGCUGGAUGCAGAUCAUGAAUGCUGCUGUCGACUCUCCAAGCAAGCCAGGAGAACAACCCGAGUAUGAGAUCAACCUGAUUAUGUACCUGUAUUUUGUUGUUUUCAUCAUAUUUGGAGCCUUCUUCACACUCAAUCUCUUUAUUGGUGUCAUCAUAGACAAUUUCAAUCAGCAAAAGAAAAAGUUUGGAGGUCAAGACAUCUUCAUGACCGAAGAACAGAAGAAAUACUACAAUGCCAUGAAAAAGCUGGGGUCAAAGAAACCACAAAAACCGAUUCCUAGACCAUCAAACAAGAUUCAAGGAUACAUCUUUGACUUCACCACAAAACAAGCAUUCGAUAUUUUAAUAAUGGUUCUAAUAUGGCUUAAUAUGGUAACGAUGAUGGUGGAAACUGAUGACCAGUCGGAGAAAAAGGCAAACAUUCUCAACAAAAUCAAUAUAGUAUUCAUUUGCAUCUUCACUGGAGAAUGCUUGUUGAAGAUGAUUUCUCUUCGCCAGUACUUUUUCACAAACGGCUGGAAUAUAUUUGAUUUCAUCGUUGUCAUUCUGUCAAUCAUUGGUAUGUUUCUCUCAGACAUUAUAGAGAAGUAUUUCGUUUCGCCAACCUUGUUCAGAGUCAUCCGGUUGGCUCGGAUUGGCCGCGUCCUCCGCCUUAUUAAAAGCGCCAAAGGGAUCCGGACACUCUUGUUUGCCUUGAUGAUGUCACUUCCUGCUUUGUUCAACAUUGGUCUCCUGCUCUUCUUAGUGAUGUUUAUUUAUGCAAUCUUUGGCAUGUCAAAGUUUGCCUACGUCAAGAAGGAAGAGGGUAUUGAUGACCUCUUCAAUUUUGAGACAUUUGGCAACAGCAUGAUCUGUCUGUUCCAGAUCACCACCUCAGCAGGGUGGGAUGGCCUACUAGCUCCCAUUCUCAACACAGAUAAAGAAGAUUGCAAUCUUACCAUGGAGCAUCCUGGCAAUUCUGCUAGGGGAGACUGUGGGAAUCCUCCUGUGGGAAUUGCGUUCUUCGUGAGCUACAUCAUAAUCUGUUUCCUGAUUGUGGUGAAUAUGUACAUUGCAGUCAUCCUGGAAAACUUCAGUGUGGCCACAGAGGAGAGCGCGGACCCACUAAGUGAGGAUGAUUUUGAAAUGUUUUAUGAGGUCUGGGAAAGGUUUGAUCCUCAUGUAUCACAGUUCAUGGAGUACAAUAAGCUGUCAGAAUUCGCAGAUGCUUUGGAGCCACCGUUACGCAUAGCCAAGCCUAACAGGCUCGAACUGAUCUCCAUGGAUCUUCCCAUGGUGAGUGGUGAACGCAUUCACUGCCUGGACAUCCUGUUUGCAUUCACAAAACGUGUUCUAGGUGAGGGUGGGGAGAUGGAUAUCCUGAGGGCGCAGAUGGAGGAGCGCUUCAUGGCCUCCAAUCCUUCCAAAGUGUCCUACGAACCCAUCACGACCACUCUGCGCCGCAAACAGGAGGACAUUUCAGCCACUGUCAUCCAGAGAGCGUUCAGAAAUUAUGCAAAGAAAAAUCCUGCCAGUAAGCCCUCGGACACAUCCAAUGAUGACAUUCAAAAGAAUGAAACGCUCAUUGACAAUCAGGUUGUUGUCACCGAUGAACUCAAAAAACAUUCUUCCGCCGAUAGAAGCGAACUACCACCUUCAACUGCCUCUCAGCCGUCAGGUAACAGUGUGACCACAGAUGAAAAAAACAAAUAUGAAAAAGACAAAAGUGAAAAGGAGGUUGCGGCCAAAGAUGUCCAAGAGCAUGAUAUAUAAACAGAUCUUAGGGAUACAACAAAGACAUUUUAAUUAAUGACAGAAGGUUUGCAUCAUUCAAAGUUGACAAAGACAUCUCUCUUCCUCUCUAUGGAUAUCUAUGCCAAACUGACCAUGCUAACUUGAGGUUUUGGCGCCUAAAUGGAAAGGUUGUAGUGGGACCAUUUUGGUUGUGUUGAGGAGCCAGGAUGAGCUGUUUGUGGUGAUGGGAAACGUUUCUCAAAGUGUUUUGAAAGACACAUUAGUUAAUGCUUCUGUUGCAGAUCAUUCUGCUAUCCAGUGUCUUGAAUUAUUAUUAUAUCACUCACUGAUGUAUUAACUGACUUAAAUUGACUUUAAUGACUUAAAUGGACUUUUUAUACACUUUUUUUUUUACUCUUCAGAAGGGUUGUUCCUUCAGGGGUCCUCUUUAUAAUGAGAAUCAUUGCUUUUAGGUUAGUCUUGCUAACUGAUAGCACUUAGAGUACUUGACAAAUCCAAGAGACAGUGUCAGAGUUGCUGCAGUUAACAAUUAAUGUUGACCUGUAUGAAUGUUUCACCAUGAUUAUGCAUGCUAGUGUUCUCUUUUCUUCAGGCUCUCUCCCUGUCUAUCAUGCUUCUUGAUGCCAACUUAACAGUCAGGACACUGAUCAUUUUACACACAUUACAGACAUAGCCUAAGGUCCAAACAAAUCUAGUCAUACUCAAGUAUGCUUGAGCAUCAGUGUCAGAGCAGCAACACUUGGCAGAAAGACUCCACACAUUGUUUUGUCGAAUCAUUUGUGUGUGUGUGCUAUCAUGUAUGUUUGUAAUGUUGAUAAUUAUGUACAACAUUUAUCAUGAAACUGUGCUCAAACAAUCCUCAACCGAGGGUUUGUCUUUGAAAGCUGGAAGUUUAAGUCAAAGCCUUCAGUAUGUUGUUGGCACAUUUUCUCUGUACCCGUCGUAAGUUACCUCGUUCAACCACAAACCUCUGACAGUUUGCUGUUGGAGAAGAUCAUCUGUAAUAUUGUCUAUAUGUACGACAGCAGUCACUGUUUUUGACUCCUCCAACAUACAUGGGUACUCCCCGUGUCCACCGUGUCGUCAUUUUUUUGUUCAUUUUUGGACCAUUAUUGCAAAUAUAUUGUAUUACCUGUGUUAUUAUAUCACAUUAUUUUCUCCAUGUUCUGCUUCAUUCUGGCAGAUAGGGAUACACAUGCAGCAGGAGCUGUGAGGUGAGAAAAUGUAAAUGUCUAUUUAGAACUGUUUGUUUGGACUUAGAAGGAAGGACUGUGGUUGGUUACUGGUGAUGUAAUAUGAUUAUUCAGCUGCAUAUUUUCAGUUGGAAAUAGUGACUGAAAAAAUGGGAAGUUGAACUUUUAUUUUUAUUUUUUUUGUGCUUAGUAAACUGUUUUUACACAGUUUACCUCUCAAUCUUUAUCAUUCUAAAUAUCUAAUUGGAUGAAAGAUGGCUCCGAAUAUUCUGAAUGAUUGUCUCAAGGACAUUGCAUCACUCAUCUCUCGUCCCCUUGGCUGUUUCUGACUUCUGUUUACAUUUUACAUGGGCAUUUAGCUGUGUUACUUUUUCACUUCUUCCCAUGCCAUCCACUCGAAACUGUGUCACAGCUUCAUCCGUUGUUGUAAAAGUAUAAUUCCAUUCAUGUGAGUAUAUUUUGCAUGUAAUUAAAACCUUCAAUACUUGCACUGUACUUUGAGCAUAAUGAAAGAAUGUUUUGAUUACAUAGAUUUUAACAUCUCUCAUCAUUUAAAUGCACAAUGCUUGUGUAGUGUAUAAAUAAAUUGCAUGCAAGACACUGCUAUAACCCAUUUCAAUGCAAAGCCAAAAGAAUAAAGAUUACAUGUACCUCAA